Molecule: messenger RNA, 696 nt
Organism: Astrephomene gubernaculifera
Lineage: Eukaryota; Viridiplantae; Chlorophyta; Chlorophyceae; Chlamydomonadales; Astrephomenaceae
Source: the annotation of a GenBank genome assembly
GGCGCCUCCGUCAGCACCCUGACGGCACUUGCCGCCGCCGCGGCGGCGGAGGGACACCUCCCUGUCGUGUCAUGGCUAGCGGAGCUGGGCGGGGAGGGCGGCGGCGCUGGCGGCAGCGGUGCGGCGGCCUCUGGAAGUAACAAGAAGAAAGUUGGCACCAAGAGCGGUGGCGGAGGCAAGGGCAAGGGAGCAAGGGAAAAGCAACCUAGCGCGCCGCCGUUGCGGGUGUUGACUCCGCGCGUGGCGGCGGCGGCGGUGCAGUCGGGUAACAUGGCGCUGUUACGCUGGCUGGCGGAUCGCGGCUGCGGCUGUGGCGGCGGCAGCAAGAAGAAGAGCGGUGCUGCGGCAGGGGAUGCGGGUUCCGAGGAGGAGACGGAGGAGGAGGAGGAUUCCGAGGCCGAGGUGGAGCAGGAGCUGGUUUCGGUGCUGGGUUGCUUGGAGGAUGCGGAGGGGUUGAGUGAGGAGUUGCUGGAGUUGCUGGGGGAGCAGCGCUACCCGGUGCCGGGUGACGGCCAUGCGUACCUGCUGGCCGCCCUCAACGGCGACCUCACCGCCAUUCGCUGCUUGAGCCGGCUGGGCUGCGACUGGGGACCACCGGGUCAGGUUUUCCAGCAGGCAGUUGCCGACGACCUCGUGCCCCUGCCGGUGCUGCGGGCCCUUCUGGAGGCGGGCUGUGUGGUGCUGUGGGAGGGGGCG